AUGAACUUCCACCACAUAUCUUCAGACAUGGACCAUUCCAUGCCAGAUCAUUCAAUGCCCGAUCAUUCUGAUCACUCAAUGCCUGCAAUGUGUUCCAUGAACAUGCUUUUCACUUGGAACUAUGAAAAUACUUGUAUUGUUUUCAAAUGGUGGCAUAUCAGAUCACUUGCCCUGUUCAUAAUGUCGUUCUUCCUAAUCAUCUUUAUAUCCAUGGGAUACGAAUUUUUUAGAUCAAAGAUCACAAGAUGGGAAUCCAAACAAUUACUUCAAUUCAACAAUGCCAAUAGCGACUCCUCAGCGUUCAAACAAUUCAAAUUGAAGAAAUCUAUCCUUUAUGGAUUUCAAGUAGGGUAUUCAUUCAUGUUAAUGUUGGUAUUUAUGACCUAUAAUGGUUGGUUAAUGUUGGCUGUGGUUUUUGGGGCUGCUUUAGGGAAUAGAAUUUGGGAUAACUCAUUCAAUGGUAUGAAUUGUCAUUAG
Molecule: messenger RNA, 477 nt
Organism: Yamadazyma jaroonii
Lineage: Eukaryota; Fungi; Ascomycota; Pichiomycetes; Serinales; Debaryomycetaceae
Source: the annotation of a GenBank genome assembly